Messenger RNA from Mercenaria mercenaria, 2359 nucleotides. Its product is annotated as cubilin-like. The record is from RefSeq and is a predicted model, not a curated record. The annotation marks the transcript as partial. Lineage: Eukaryota; Metazoa; Mollusca; Bivalvia; Venerida; Veneridae. The transcript has 14 exons.
AUGCGUGAAUGUUCAACGGCAAUACAUAGACGUAAUUCCACGGACGACGCCCAGCUAGACAUAGUGUGUUCUGAUGCAUAUAUUUACGAGUUCGCCGAUGUAGAAACUACCGGUUUUUCCGGCCAUAUUGCAUGGACAGUUACAACAGAGGCGUUGGACUAUUACGGUUUCUUGCUGGUCUACCGGACAAAUUCCGCAACAACAACAACAACUGCUGCAAUAACAACAACAACAACAACAGCAACAACAACAACAGCCAAAACGACCACGACACCGGUACCUGAUACAACAACAACAAUAGAUCCUCCGCCAACGACCACGACGACAACAACAACAACAACCGCUCCUGAUACAACGACGACGACGACAACGACAACAACCGUUUCUGCUACCACAACGACUGACAGUCCGUGCUGCAAUGCUUCGCUUACGGCAACUGUAACCACUUCCUAUUUUACCACUGAAAAUUAUCCAAAUAAUUAUGACAGCAAUAUGAACUGUCAUAUACUGAUUACGUCACCAACGAACACGGCAAUUACUUUGACAUUCGUAGCUUUCCAGUUCGAAGCUGACACCAAUUGCACGCACGACUUCUUUUCUGUCUACGAUUACUCAACUGCAGAUAAAUAUACGUCCCUUAUUGGAACGUACUGUGGAACAAACGUACCAGACCCUGUUCAAAGUUCCAACAACGCGUUGUACAUUGUGAUAUACAGCGACAAUUCUACACAAAGAAGUGGAGCUAAUGUUGGAUACCUAUACACGGACAAUUCAACAGCAACAACAACAGCCACAACGACCACGACACCGGUACCUGAUACAACAACAACAACUGAUUCUCCUUCAACGAACACAUUAACAACAACAACAACAACCGCUCCUGAUAUAACAACGACGACGACGACAAAAACCGAUUCUGUUACCACAACGGCUGAUAGUCCGGGCUGCAAUGCUUCGCUUACGGCAACUGUAACCACUUCCUAUUUUACCACUGAAAAUUAUCCAAAUAAUUAUGACAGCAAUAUGAACUGUCAUAUACUGAUUACGUCACCAACGGACACGGCAAUUACUUUGACAUUCGUGGCCUUCCAGUUCGAAGCUGACACCAAUUGCACACACGACUAUAUUUCUGUCUACGAUUACUCAACUGCAGAUAAAUCUACGUCCCUUAUUGGAACGUACUGUGGAACAAACGUACCAGACCCUGUUCAAAGUUCCAACAAUGCGUUGUACAUUGUGAUAUACAGUGACAAUUCUACACAAAGAAGUGGAGCUAAUGUUGGAUACCUAUACACGGACAAUUCAGCAGCAGCAACAACAACAGUCGCAACGACCACGACACCGGCACCUGAUACAACAACAACAACAACAAAUCCUCCUUCAACUACCACACCAACAACAACAACAACCGCUCCUGAUACAACAACGACGACGACAACAACCGAUUCUGUUACCACAACGACUGAUAGUCCGAGCUGCAAUGCUUCGCUUACGGCAACUGCAACCACCUCUUAUUUUACCACUGAAAAUUAUCCAAAUAAUUAUGACAGCAAUAUGAACUGUCAUAUACUGAUUACGUCACCAACGGACACGGCAAUUACUUUGACAUUCAUGGCAUUCCAAUUCGAAGCUGACACGAAUUGCACACACGACUAUUUUUCUGUCUACGAUUACUCAACUGCAGAUAAAUCUACGUCCCUUAUUGGAACGUACUGUGGAACAAACGUACCAGAUCCUGUUCAUAGUUCCAACAAUGCGUUGUACAUUGUGAUAUACAGCGACAAUUCUACACAAAGAAGUGGAGCUAAUGUUGGAUACCUAUACACGGACAAUUCAGCAGCAACAACAACAGCCACAACGACCACGACACCGGCACCUGAUACAACAGCAACAACAGACCCUCCUUCAACGACCACACCAACAACAACAACCGCUCCUGAUACAACAACGACGACGACGACAACAACCAUUUCUGUUACCCCAACGACUGAUAGUCCAAGCUGCAAUGCUUCGCUUACGGCAACUGCUACCACUUCUUAUUUUACCACUAAAAAUUAUCCAAAUAAAUAUGACAGCAAUAUGAACUGUCAUAUACUGAUUACGUCACCAAUGGACACGGCAAUUACUUUGACAUUCGUGGCCUUCCAGUUCGAAGCUGACACCAAUUGCACACGCGACUACUUUUCUGUCUACGAUUACUCAAGUGCAAAUAAAUCUAUGUCACUUAUUGGAAUGUACUGUGGAACAAACGUACCAAGCACUGUUCUAAGUUCCAACAACGAGUUGUACAUUGUGAUAUACAGCGACAAUUCUACACAAAGAAGUGGAGCUAAUGUUGGAUACCUAUACACGAACAAUU